This is a messenger RNA of Botrytis fragariae, 1557 nucleotides long. RefSeq names its product putative sun domain protein. Bases 1 to 1557 code for a protein of 518 amino acids. The transcript is spliced from 3 exons. NCBI's taxonomy places the organism in Eukaryota, Fungi, Ascomycota, Leotiomycetes, Helotiales, Sclerotiniaceae. The record is from RefSeq and is a predicted model, not a curated record.
AUGAAGUUCCUCAAUGUACCAAUCGCAAUUGCUGCCGCAGCAAUCUUGUUAAUACCUUGCGAAGCCAAGCUUGGCCAUGGACUUUCCCAUCUCGAUAUUCUACAAAAACGACACUCUCAUAAUAGGAUUCAUGCAUCACCACGAGCAGAAGAUUCUAAGAACCUGUUACAAAAGCGUGGUACUUGCGAAUUUCCAACGGAUGCUGGAUUGGUUGCUGUUACACCCGAUUCAAAAAAUGCGGGAUGGGCAAUGAGUCCAGAUCAAGCUUGUACUCCAGGCUCAUAUUGCCCAUAUGCUUGCCCUCCUGGUGAAGUGAUGGCGCAAUGGAAUCCAAAAGCCACUUCAUACACUUAUCCAUUGUCUAUGGAUGGAGGAUUGUACUGCGACUCAAAUGGCAAAAUCAGCAAACCAUUCUCCAACCAACCUUAUUGUGUGUCAGGAACUGGUACAGUUGGAGUCGUGAACAGCUGUGGUGGACCCGUUUCGUUCUGUCAAACGGUUCUACCUGGGAAUGAGGCUAUGUUAAUUCCAACAUCAGUGGAUGGAUCCUCACAGUUGGCGGUUCCAGGUACAAGCUACUGGUGUGAAACCGCAGCUCACUACUAUAUCAAUGCUCCAGGAGUCUCGACUGCCGAUGCUUGUAUUUGGGGUGAUGGUUCAAAACCUAUUGGAAAUUGGGCACCAUAUGUUGCUGGAGCUAACACUGUCGCUAACGGUGAUACCUACCUUAAAAUUGGUUGGAACCCAAUUUGGACAUCCUCCUCCCUUUCAGACACCAUGCCUACUUUUGGUAUCAAAAUCGAGUGUUCUGGGUCUGGAUGUAAUGGACUUCCUUGUUCAAUUGAUCCAUCUGUUGUUGGAAUUGGAGGAGUUACCAGCGCCGAUCAAGCUUCAGGGGCUGGAGGUGCCAACUUUUGUGUUGUUACUGUCCCUUCAGGUCUAACUGCCGAUGUUGUGGUGUUUGAGAUUGGCGGUUCUGGAUCUUCGGCUUCCUCGUCGUCUAAAGCUGCUUCAAGUAGUGCUUCGCCAAGCCCUUCACCAACCCCAACCCCAACUCAUAGCUCAUCAUCUUCGAUUCCAACUACUUUGUCAACUCCACCUCCAUCAACUAGCAGUCCUGUCUCGUCUACAUCUACAUCCGCAUCUACAUCUUCCCCUUCUCCUUCGUCUUCCUCCUCCUCCUCCUCCUCCUCCUCCCCCUCCUCCUCUUCUUCUUCUUCCGCAAUCUUAUCCUUGUCGAUUUCUACCAAAGCGAGCCCAACUUCCUCACUUUUCAGUCACACAACGACCUCUAUCGUUGCUUCCACCUAUCCGACCGACGACGCUCAUGUGUUCCUUCAAGCUGGAAAUUCUACUGUUGGCGCAUCGAGUGUCUCCCUAGCCCAAACAGUGCUCAGCACUGGCACUGGCACUGGAGCAAUGAGUCCAAUCGCAAGUGCCGCUGAAACCGCUUCUGCAACAGCGUCAAGUACCAAGAAAUCUGCAGCUACAUCAACCGAAUUAUCAAACUCGGUUUUUGGCCUCGUCCUACUCCUUGCCAUCAGCUGCUUAAUCUAA